AUGGCUUCCGACCCUGGGUUUGUGCACACAGAUCCCCUUCAAACAAGCUCCUCGCUGCAUAAACCAGACCUCAGUGCCACAAUAAAAGAUGUUACGAUCACAACAAUUUCGGCCAACCACUGUUCCACAAACACUGUGAGAAAGUCUCACUUUUCGACAGAAGGCCAUGACCGUUCUGUGUACAGUGCUUCAGCAAAUGGAUCCUACUCUCCAACAGCAGACACGUUCUGGAGAGGCAAAGUCACAACGCUGUUUGAGAACUUGCUCUCUACAGCUGAGUAUCCAGUAGAACUCCAUGGCCAGUACUUAGCGUUCCUGAAUAAUUUAAUUGUUCCUUCUCUCGGCCCACAACCUAGCCCGUCUUCAACUUGGACACCGCAUCUCACCAAAGAGCACUCGCCUUUCGAGCCGUCCUGGAAUAUUCAAGGAGACAAACAGCAAAUCCGAUUCACCCUUGAACCUGUCGGACGAGAAGCGGGCACAGCCUCGGAUAUCCUGAAUCAAGCUCAUCCUCUCUCCUUCGUGGAAUCCUUGGCAGCAUCGAAGCUAUGUCCAAGCCUCAAUACAACAUGGUGGAAGCACUUUACCUUCGAGUUGUUUCUGUCCAACCCAGAGAUUGAAUGUCUUCAAGAACUGUCACCACCUGCAAGAGUAACUCCAACAUGUUUUCUUGCCUUCGAUUUGCCCUUCGAGCAAUUCUCACCAAUUCUCAAAGCUUACCUCUUCCCUCACCGUCGAGCUCGCUUGUCCGGAAAAACCAACACUCAAUGUGUCAUCGAGGCAGUAAAGAAAUUAAAUUCACCAACAAUAUCGGUUUUUUCAGCCUUGUCUCAGAUUGAAGCGUUUCUUGACACCAAACAACCCACACCACAGCAAUCUUCGGACACGAUGGUCGUCUCCAACCUAGGCGGCGAAGAACAUGGAAAGAGUAUCGAGAUGGUAGCAAUUGAUUGCAUUGAUCCGUCAAAAGCACGCAUAAAGCUAUACGUCAAAGAGAAUGUUUCAUCCUUUGCAAACGUGAGAAACAUCUUCACGCUUGGCGGCCGUCGCUGUGGUUUCGAGAUCGACGAAGGCCUGAAAGCGGUUGAGAAGUUCUGGGUAGCUUUGUUUGAUGGCACGGAGAACAUGAAUCUCAAGCCAGCAUUCUUGUUUCUUGGACUCGAAGUUGUUCCGGGUGUAGAGAUGCCGGAUGUCAAGCUGUAUAUUCCGGCUUGGACUUGUCCUUUCAGGGACAAGGAAAUCACGAGUCGCCCUUCGGGCUACUUCACGUCCGAGAACUGGGAUGUUGGUAGUACUUUUGAUGACGACUUUCAGAAAAUUAGUGAGACAAGUGAAGGGGGGUCGGCCAAGGCCUCAUAUACUUACCUCUCGUUCGCUUAUUCGGUGGCAAAGGGACCAUAUGUCACCUUGUACUAUUCUCCAAUUCUUCUGUCGGGCGGCUGAAGAUUUGAUUUA
Cadophora gregata is the source of this 1455-nucleotide messenger RNA. RefSeq lists its product as uncharacterized. The record is from RefSeq and is a predicted model, not a curated record. Gene Ontology annotation, molecular function: transferase activity, transferring alkyl or aryl (other than methyl) groups. The transcript has 2 exons. Bases 1 to 1443 code for a protein of 480 amino acids. Gene Ontology annotation, biological process: alkaloid metabolic process. NCBI's taxonomy places the organism in Eukaryota, Fungi, Ascomycota, Leotiomycetes, Helotiales, Ploettnerulaceae.